Molecule: messenger RNA, 900 nt
Organism: Cornus florida
Lineage: Eukaryota; Viridiplantae; Streptophyta; Magnoliopsida; Cornales; Cornaceae
Exons: 3
Coding region: 113-682 (189 amino acids)
Biological process (GO): ribosomal large subunit biogenesis
Cellular component (GO): nucleolus
Source: RefSeq, a predicted model, not a curated record
GCCCUAAAAUGAAAAGGGAAAGGAAAAUGAAGAAGGUAGCACUCUCGCUACUAGUCCUUAAACCCUAACCCCCUGCCUCAAACUCCUCCUCGCGUUUUGGCUGUAGAGAGAUAUGGGGAGAUCAAGAAGGAAGUACAAGAAAUCGAGAACAAAGGUCCGAGUAGGGUUACCAAAGAAGCACCCUGGCGUGUUCAAACCUGCUUUCUCUCUCCCCCCAAAGUUCCGUUCCCUGGUCGACUCAUCCGAUCUCAAGUGGGACGACAAAGGCACUGUCAUUCACAACUACAAGUCCUUCGGCGUCGUUUCUAACCCUAACUUGCUCGGCGUCCGUUCUCGCACCUCCCACAUCAUCGAGACCGACUCUCUUCAAGUCCCUCCUCUGCGCGAAGCCAUUGUCUCCGAGUUCGACCCCAUCGACUCCGGCAGCGACCUCGAAGAAGAUGAUCUAAAAUCAGCGCUUGGGAAGAAGCGAAAAGAUGGGAAAACUGCUCCUGCACAGCCACUGACAACUAUACAACGUGUUCACAUUGGGCGACUUGUUGAGAGAUAUGGAGAUGACUAUCAGAGGAUGUUCACGGAUACAAAACUUAACAAGAUGCAGCAUUCAGUUGCAACUUUGGAGAAACUCUGCAAAAGAUACCACAUUUUUAAGGAUAAAAAUCCCUUGAUUGUGGGCAACUGAGCAUGAUUAAGUUUCACCAAGGAAUAUUUAUUGAGACUUUGCAGGUGCAAUCUAAUAUUUUUGGCUUUAAUAUUAUUGUAUGGUGACUAUGAUUUUAGGGCAAUGGAUGUUUAUUGGGACUUGUAUAAUGUAUAAUUUGCUCUAAGGCCUGAUUCUCCAGGAAACUGUUGUAAUCAACUUCAGAUCUAACUGGACUGGGAUGGGUUUUAUUUGGAUUA